This is a messenger RNA of Pneumocystis carinii B80, 1940 nucleotides long. RefSeq names its product V-type ATPase, A subunit. Gene Ontology annotation, biological process: proton transmembrane transport; ATP metabolic process. The transcript has 15 exons. NCBI's taxonomy places the organism in Eukaryota, Fungi, Ascomycota, Pneumocystomycetes, Pneumocystales, Pneumocystaceae. Bases 44 to 1894 code for a protein of 616 amino acids. The record is from RefSeq and is a predicted model, not a curated record. Gene Ontology annotation, cellular component: proton-transporting V-type ATPase, V1 domain; fungal-type vacuole membrane. Gene Ontology annotation, molecular function: ATP binding; ATP hydrolysis activity; proton-transporting ATPase activity, rotational mechanism.
GGGCAAUUUGGAGAUUUUAAGGGUAUUUUUCAAGUGAAAUAAGAUGGUGGGAUGUAUUGAAAAUGCUAAGAAAUACUGUGUUAAACUGAGGGAUGCGGAAAAAGAGGGAGAUUUUGGCUUUGUAUAUUCUGUGUCUGGACCGAUUGUAAUUGCAGAAAAGAUGAUAGGUGUUUAUAUGUAUGAACUUGUGAAAGUUGGAUAUUAUGAGUUAGUAGGAGAGGUUAUUUCUAUUAAUUAUGAUAAAGUAACUAUCCAAGUUUAUGAAGAAACAGCUGGUAUUGCAGUAGGCGAUCCUGUACUUAGAACACAUAAACCUCUAUCAGUGGAAUUGGGGCCAGGUUUAUCGGGAAAAAUAUAUGAUGGUAUACAACGAUCACUUCAAACGAUUCAAUUCCUUUCAAAAAGUAUUUAUAUUCCUCGAGGAAUUUAUACAGAUGCAUUGGAUCGUUCAGUUCAAUAUGAAUUUUCUUCAUGUAAUUUUAAAGUCGGUGAUCAUAUUACAGGAGGGGAUAUAUUUGGCUCUGUUUAUGAAAAUUCAUUUCUUUCUGAACAUAAAAUUUUAUUACCCCCUAAAGCUAAAGGAACUAUUGUUUAUAUUGCAGAUAAUGGGUCAUAUUCUAUUGACGAAAAAAUGAUUGAAGUUGAAUUUGAUGGGAAAAUAACAUCAUAUUCUAUGUUUCAUCACUGGCCUGUUCGGACUCCUCGUCCUGUGGCGGAGAAGAUUACAGCAAAUACACCAUUAUUUACUGGACAGCGUGUUUUGGAUUCCUUGUUUCCAUGUGUUCAAGGUGGAACAACUGCUAUCCCAGGUGCUUUUGGUUGUGGAAAAACUGUUAUUUCACAAUCAUUAUCUAAAUAUUCUAAUUCUGAUUAUAUUGUUUAUGUUGGAUGCGGUGAAAGAGGCAAUGAAAUGGCAGAAGUAUUAAUGGAUUUUCCAGAAUUAUCAAUUGAAAUUGAUGGAAAAAAAGAAUCAAUUAUGAAGAGAACAACUCUUGUUGCAAAUACAUCAAAUAUGCCUGUUGCUGCUCGUGAAGCAUCUAUAUAUACUGGAAUUACACUUUCGGAAUAUUUUAGGGAUCAGGGUAAAGAUGUUGCAAUGAUGGCAGAUUCUACAUCAAGAUGGGCAGAAGCUCUUCGUGAAAUAUCUGGUCGUCUUUCAGAAAUGCCUGCUGAUUCAGGAUAUCCUGCUUAUCUUGGUGCUAAAUUGGCAUUAUUUUAUGAACGUGCAGGAAAAGUUGUCUGUUUAGGAAAUCCAGUAAGAAAAGGUAGUAUUUCUAUUGUUGGAGCGGUAUCUCCACCUGGAGGUGAUUUUUCUGAUCCUGUAACAUCCUCUACUCUUGGUAUUGUUCAAGUAUUUUGGGGAUUAGACAAAAAACUUGCUCAAAGAAAGCAUUUUCCUUCCAUUAAUUGGUCUAUGUCCUAUUCUAAAUAUUUGAAUGCAUUGCAACCUUGGUAUGAAAACAAUUACCCAGGCUUUAUAGAAACUCGUAAUCAAAUAAAAGAAAUUCUACAGAAAGAAGAGGAAAUGAUAGAAAUUAUUAGAUUGGUUGGAAGGAAUGCAUUAUCAGAAGUCGAUAAAAUUACUUUAGAUGUGGCAGGAUUGAUUAAGAAUGACUUUCUUCAGCAAAAUGGAUAUAGCAAAUGGGAUUGCUAUUGUCCUAUUUGGAAAACAUUUUAUAUGAUGAGAAUCAUAAUUAGCUAUUAUCAACAAGCGCUACAUAUAGUAGAUGAUUACAAUAUUCCUUGGAAUAAAGUACGAGAAAGCACUUUAGAAGUUUUCCAAAAACUUAGUUUCAUGAAAUUUGAAAUUCCAGAUAAUGAACAAGAAGUGUCAAUACGUUAUGAAAAGCUUUUAACGGAAAUUGCUGAAUGUUUCCGAAAAAUUACAGAAUAGAUAAAAAAACAGCUUUAAAAUGCUAUAUACCUUAUUUAUAAUUUUA